Messenger RNA from Trichomycterus rosablanca, 8680 nucleotides. Its product is annotated as nucleosome-remodeling factor subunit BPTF-like. Gene Ontology annotation, cellular component: NURF complex. The transcript has 34 exons. Gene Ontology annotation, biological process: regulation of transcription by RNA polymerase II. The record is from RefSeq and is a predicted model, not a curated record. The coding region runs from base 256 to 7986 and encodes 2576 amino acids. NCBI's taxonomy places the organism in Eukaryota, Metazoa, Chordata, Actinopteri, Siluriformes, Trichomycteridae. Gene Ontology annotation, molecular function: RNA polymerase II cis-regulatory region sequence-specific DNA binding; zinc ion binding.
AAAACGAGGGGAAAAAAUGGCGGCUGCGUGCAACCCGAAGGGGGACACCGGCCAUUCUGCACAAGCUUUCUCCCUUUAAUCGAGUCCGGUGCUUAGUGGAACUUUGGAACAUUUUAGAAAAACGUUGGAAACAGAGUGGACCGGGGUUUAUCCGCGUUUAGGUCUGCUUUUCUGAUUCUGACGUGGACUCGUGGCGCGAAAAGGACUGUAAAUACAUAAAGAAAAUAUAACAACACAUUAGCCUAACACUUUGUCAUGAUGAGAGCGAGAAGAAGCAGGUCGGCUAACAAGGGAGCUGUGUUGGAAGGGGAGGGUGCUACGCCGGUGGCGGCGCGAGGUUCUAGAGGCGGCCGAGGAAGAGGCAGGGGCAGCGGUAGGGGCAGGGGAAUCGUACCGCCGGACCUCGAUGUAGCUGAUUCGAAGGAUGAGGAGUACCAACCUGUAAAGAGGGGCAGCAGAGGGGGUAGAGGAAGCAGAAGCAGAGGGAAUAGAGGCAGAGGAGGAACAGGUAGGGGAGGAAGAAGAAAGAUAGUCAGUAAAAUAGUGUACGACGACGAUAGUGAUGAGGAGGACCUCGAAGCCGCAAGUUUACAGUCCGACGACGAUGAGGACGAGUUUCUCCGCCAGUCGGAGGAUGAUGCGGAUUACGAAGAAGUAAAACCGGACCCGUUAGAUGAUUUGGACCCUUUAGACGAUGGAUCCGAUUAUAAACUCCCGGAGGAAGAGGGCAGCUCCGACAGCAGCGAUACACCGGGACGCAGGAGGCCACGUGUGCAUCGUCCACAAACCCCCAUCUUUGAAGAGAAAGACAUUCCCCUUCUGGAACUUCCUAAGUCGUCCGAUGAUGCUUUGGUCCCAGCGGUUCAUGUCCUCACGGCAGCCUCCAUCUAUGAGGUGCUGCGCAAUUUUAGCACAGUGCUACGUCUCUCUCCGUUCCGCUUUGAGGACUUUUGUGCAGCUCUGUCUGGAGAGGAGCAGUGUACACUGCUGGCUGAGACACACAUCUCACUGCUUAAGGCCAUCCUACGUGAGGAGGAUUCAUCCAACACGUGUUUUGGUCCUUCUGACUUGAAGGACAGCGUAAACUCAACGCUUUACUUCAUGGAUGGUAUGACAUGGCCUGCAGUGCUAAGGGCCUACUGCGAAAGCGACCCCGAGUACCACCAUGUCCUGAGCGUCCAGGACCAAGAAGGUUUCCCCAAUGAACCACUUGAGAGCAAGCUCAAAGUUCUACAGUUUCUAGUGGAUCAGUUCUUGGCCACCAGCAUGGCACGGGAGGAGCUGAUGUCAGAGGGUGUGGUCACGUAUGACGAUCAUUGUCGCGUGUGUCAUCACCUUGGCGACCUGCUGUGCUGUGAGACCUGCUCAGCUGUCUAUCACCUGGAGUGUGUGAAGCCACCGCUACUCGAGGUGCCCGAGGAGGAGUGGCAGUGUGAGGUGUGUGUGGCGCAUCGGGUGCCAGGCGUUGGCGACAGUGUUACGGAGAGCCAGAAGACCCGGCCUUACAUCAGACAUGAGCCAAUCGGAUUUGACCGCCACAGAAGGAAGUACUGGUUCCUAAACCGAAGGAUCAUAGUAGAGGAGGAUGGAGACCAUGAGAACAAGACUAUCUGGUACUAUAGUACCAAGGUACAGCUGGCUGAGCUCCUGAGCGUACUGGAUGAGGCGUACUGGGAGAAACAGCUGUCUGCCACACUGGAGGAGCUACGGGACGAGGUCCACGCUCACAUGGACAUCACAGAGGAGCUCACCAACAAGGCACGUGGCAACAACAAGUGCUACCUUGCUGCUGCUAAUGAGGAGAUUCUGGAGCAUGAGAGGGCCAAGCGAGAAAAGGAAAUGGAGGAGGUGAAGAAGAAAGCUGCAGAAGAGCUGGAGAGAUCCAAAAAGGAGGGAGAGGAAGAGCAGCAGUCUAUAGCUGAGCAGGAGUCAGAAUCAACAACAGACAAAUUUCUACUGGCCCAAACAGGCACAGAGGAACCCACCUGUCCAGCUGAGGCACCAUGUGAUUCUGAGUGCCUGGGUUCAAAAACUUCUGGCUCCUCUGUGACCUCUGUCUUUCCACUGGAGACGCCUUCUGAUGCAUCAUCUACACUCUCUGAGACCAGGGGAGGAAGUGGUCUGCAGGAGCUGCCCGAGACGGCAGAUAAGUCCUCAGAUUUGGAUGCUGACGUUGGGGGUGUAUCCUCCUCUCCACCUACACCUCAGGCUGCUGAUGAGAACAGUAGAAGCAGUCUAAAAGAUGACUUUGAUGCUUCUAUCUCCAGCCAGGAUGAGAAGGGUGAAGGAACAGAGAAAGGUGAGAUGCUGACAGGAGUUCGUGGGCCACUGUCGGCUACACGCAUGGUGACGCGCCUGCGCAAUCCUGAGAGUAAACUCAGUUUGCAGAAGAGCCACCAGGUGGCAUCAGCGAUUCAUGAGGCCAAUAAGGAAUACAAGGAGGGCAAAGAGGUUAUAGUGAUAAACGCCCAGGGAGAAGUUGCCCGUCUAAACUCGCGCUGUGCCAAAGACCCUGUUAUGAAGGGCUCUCUGGGUUCCCUCUUCCGGCUAGGUCAGGAGGGCAGGUACCGCGUCUACCAGAACCAAUACAGCACCAACACCCUGGCCCUCAAUAAGCACCAGCACCGCGAGGAUCACGACAAGCGCAGGCACCUCUCGCACAAGUUUUGCUUUACUGCUGCUGGGGAAUUCAAAUGGAACGGGGCAAUCUAUGGCUCUAAAAUGCUUAUUGUCUCCACGCUAAGGCUUACCAUCAUCCAGCUGGAAAAUAACAUCCCUGCACCCUUCCUGCACCCUAACUGGGACUCCCAUAGGUCGAACUGGAGCAGGGCCGUGCAGAUGUGCAGCAAGGCGCGGGAGUUUGCCUUGGCCUUAGCAAUCCUGGAGUGCUCCAUCAAACCUGUGGCCAUGUUGCCCAUGUGGAAGGAUUCGCUAGGACACACAAGGCUGCACCGUAUUACAUCUCUUGAGCGGGAAGAAAAGGAGAAGGUGAGGAAAAGGGAGAAGAAGCUGGAGGAAGAAGAGACGAUGCAGCAAGCCACCUGGGUCAAAUACACAUUUCGUGUUAAACACCAGGUUUGGAAGCAGAAAGGAGAGGAGUACAGAGUAACAGGUUAUGGUGGCUGGUGCUGGAUCAGUAAGACCUACGUCCACCGCUUCAAUCCCAAGUUACCUGGCAACACCAAUGCUAAUUAUCGUCAGCACCUGGAAGCUAGGAACAAUAUUGCCGAUUCAAGCACAACAAAAAAUUACAAUGCAAGUCCUGAAGUCUCUGAGAGUGACAAAUCAGAGAAGGAUGAAAAAAAGUCAAAUGAAUUAAAACAAGAGGAAGAAGAGAUGACGACUGAAGCAAGUGGAGUGGAUAUUCAGCAGAAUGUGAAAGAAGCAGUUGCUGAAAGUAAAGGUGAUGCAAGUUCAGAAAAUACACCUAUUAAAAAUGAAGACGGCACUCCCAUGUCUGAACAAAGACCUUUUAACUAUGAUGUGGUGGACGUGAGUGAAGGUUUCCUGCUGCGGACAGCCUACAAACAGAAGGUCAAGGCUGCCAAGCUUGACGAGCUGCUUGAGCACCGGGUCAGGCAACAAGACACGGAGGCAAAACAGAAAAAAACUGCCAAUUCUGCCAGUCCUAAGGUUGUGAUCCAGAGACUUAAGUUUAAAAUGGAACCACACGGAGUGGUAGCCACAAUACGGCCUGAGGAAAAACCUGAGGUCAGAAACGGGAUUGUGAGCCAGCAGGAGUCAGCCAAAGGGAACCAGCAAACAAGUACACAAGUGAACAAUGUGUUAUCUACUGAAGAGAAUGGAGUUGGGUGUGGGGAACAGGAUAGUGAAGGAAAGACUGCUGCAAGCAAUACAAUGACUGAAACCACCACACAUCCUAAUUCCCCACAAUUGAAUGGACAAGAUGAAAGGAAAUCUGUUUCAAAUGAAUUGCCAAGCAAGGAUGCUUCUUUACAUUUGAUUAAUGAUAGAGGGAUAGAGAAUGAUAUAAAACCUUUAUCACUCAAGGAAGCUCUGAAGCCUUUGCUUAAUGGUAGUACUGUUUUGAAUAGCGACACAAAGAGGACAAACAGCACAGAAGUCACAGAGAGAAACCCAGACUAUCUGCCCCCACAGAAAGUUCCCCGUCUUGGAGACACAGUUGAGGAUCUGGCCUUGUCCUCCCCAACCAUUCCUAAAGCAGAAUCGACACUUGAUACUAAAGAGCAUACCAGUCUGAAAAAAAGGCUGGAUGAGGAGGACAAAGGCUCCCAGGCAACAAUUGUUCCCUCACCAGUGCUCUCCACCGAGGAAUCGAGCCUUAGUAAUGACUUUGUAGAGAGUCACUGCAAUAAUGGAUCUAACUUACCAUCAUCAAUGGUUACUACACAAGUUACAACUACCACAGUGACAGCAACAAGCACUGAGUCUCAACCAGUUAGGAAGAAUUCAGUGGGCUCCAUCAAUGAGAGUAUCACUGUUACCAACAGCACGGUGACCUCCACGACCGCUCCUGUUCAAGGUGAGGAAACAAAACCUAAUGUAACACAUUUGUUAACGGAAAGCUCAUCUCAGUCACCCGAUCCAGUAGCACUGUUGCAUUCCACACGAGACCGGGUACAGCUGGUUAGGUUUUCCAGCACUAAGAAGGUGCGGUCGGAAUCAGCUCUGCCAUCACAUCGCAAGUUUGUCACCAAGAGCUGCAAGAAAAGCAUCUUCGUACUGCCCAGCGAAGAUCUCAAGAAGCUGGCUCUCAAGGGUGGCUUCAAGGAAGUACCACUGUUUAGCUACAAUGCCAAGCCUGCUCCAGAUGUCUGGCCCUACACUGCUCCCAGACCAACGUUUGGCAUCACCUGGAGGUAUCGUCUUCAGACGGCAAAUUCGUUAGCAGGGACAAGUCUGAUGCUGCAUCUGCUUUGGGCAUGUCUUCGCUGGGACGACAUGGCAGUGAAACCUUCUAAUGCUGGGACCACACGUACAGAAACAACGGAGACAGAGAUCACCACCACAGAGAUCAUCAAGCGCAGAGAUGUUGGUCCUUACGGAAUUCGAUCAGAAUACUGCAUCCGGAAAAUAAUCUGUCCCAUUGGGGUCCCAGAAACGCCCAAAGAGACAUGCACACCGCAAAGAAAAGGCCUGCGCUCCAGUGCUCUGCGGCCCAAACCCCCCGAGCCUAGCAAGCAAGAAGGGCCGAUUAUCAUCGAGACCUGGGUGCCCGAGGAGGAGCUCUUACUGUGGGAGAUCCGAGCAUUUGCAGAGCGGGUGGAGAGGGAGAAAGCCCAGGUAGCAGAGCAGGCCAGGGUUAGUGCUCGGAGGAAAGCUAUGGAGCUUCAGCAGCAGAAACGUCUGGAACAAAAGCAAUCUACUGCUUCCACUCCCUCAUCCACCCCCGGCACCCCCAGCACUCCCAAAACAGCUGUGUCCAUCACCAGCCAGGUCAUCCCUGCAGGCAAAGUUGUACUGGCCACUAAACUGGGCACACCAAUAACAUUUCAACAAAACAAGAACUUUCAGCAAACUUUUGCAACCUGGGUCCAAGGUCAAGUGUCCAGCAGCACUGUCACCUCUGUCUCCACGACAACGGGGCAGACGUUCCAGAUCUCGGGCAGUCCUGUUUCUGUAGCUGGGAAAGUCAUCCCACUUCCUGCCAACAGCAAGAUCGUCACACUCAGCGUGCCCACCACACAAGGAGGUGUACAGCAGAAGGUCGUUGGCAUCAUUCCAUCUGGUACCACCGGCAACAAGCAAAUCACAAUUCAGCCCAGCACUACCACUGUCAACAUCACACCCAAGGUGAUUGCAGCAGCUGGAGUACAGCUAAGACCAGGGGUUACGAUAUUACAAGCUCCCGCUCAGCAAGGAGCUGCUGUAGGGAAAACCAUCAUCAGAACUCCUAUUGUGGUUCAACAAGGUCAAGCCGGUAAGGUGGUGACACAGAUAAUCCAGGGACAGUCGGCCACUCCUGGCAGCCCAGCAGGUGGCACCCACGUUGGUAUAGCAACCUCACAGACGUCAGCCAGCCCCAGACCAUCCCAGGGUCCAAUCAAACUCGCGCUCAGUCAGCCGGGAGUUGCAGCAGACAGACAACAGCAGGGUGGAGGUCAAGGAGUAACUGUGAUGGUGCAGGGUCAGGGUCAGACAGCAGGUCAGCUGCAGGUCAUCCCUCAUGGCGUGACGGUGAUUCCGACUGGUGGCCAGCAGCUCAUGCAGGCUGUCUUGCCUAACGGCCAGGUGCGGCGUUUCCUUUUUACACCCGCGCCUGUUUCAUCCACCAUUGUGCCUUCUGCUGCAGCUAGUAAUGCACUAUCAACCACAACAGGUCAAAGUCAGCCUUCCCUCAAGAUAUGCGCACCCACCCCUGCCCAGCCUGUUCAGGCCGCAGCUCUUGCUCCUCGAACUCCGCCUAUGACCCCCAAAGCCCAAGUGCCCAUCCAGUCCGCAACCCCACUUCAGGCCAAAACUACAGUGAACAAGGUGACUGUGAAACAGCAGCAGACUCAGGUGAAGCCACAGGUGCAGCUGCAGCAGGGAGCCCAGGUUAUCACAGUGCCAGGGUUACAGCUUCAGCAGGAGCAGACAGUUAAAGUCCAGCUACCUAUACAAAUCCAGCAACAGGCGGGCACAAAGCCCCAGGAGAUUCAGAAUGUGGUGACGUUGCAGACGGCCAGCGUCCAGGAGCAGCUCCAAAGGAUCCAGCAGCUCCGCGAACAGCAGCAGCAGAAGAAACGACAGCAGCAGGAGGCAAAAAGGGAGCAGCAGCAGCUGCAGCAGACUGGCAGCCAGAGCAACCUCAUACAGAAACAGGUGGUGAUGAAGCAGAAUGCAAUGAUAGAGCAGCUGAAGCAGAAGAAGACCAUGACACCAGAAGAGCGAGAAGAGAAUCAGAGGAUGAUCGUGUGUAAUCAGGUGAUGAAGUUCAUCUUGGACAAGAUUGACAAGGAUGAACGGCAAGCAGCAAAAAAGCGGAAACAGGAAGAGACGAUGGAGCAGAAACGCAGCAAACAGACGGCCAGCAAGCUCUCUGCCCUGCUUCACAAGCACAAGGAACAACUCAAAGCCGAGAUCCUGAGGAAGAGAGUGCUGCUGGACAAACGGCUGCAGCUGGAGGUCCAGGAGGAGUUACGGCAGGAUUUGGCGAGGAUUCACAGAGAGAGAGCGCAGCAGCGAGUUCAGGCUACCGCCGCCACGACAGCAACGCAGGUCACGACCACCUACUCAACUUCAGCUUACAAGCGCAAGCAUGAAGACGAGGGUUUGGCCAAAUCGAAGAAAAAAAAGAUGAUCUCCACUACCUCAAGAGAAAGCAAGAAGGACACCAAGCUAUACUGCAUCUGCAGGACCCCAUACGACGAGACCAAGUUCUAUAUAGGCUGUGAUCUGUGCACAAACUGGUACCAUGGUGACUGUGUGGGCAUCACGGAGAAGCAAGCAAAGAAGAUGGACGACUACAUCUGUGCAGAAUGCAAAAGAGCUCAGGAAGGAAGCACAGAGGAGCUUUUCUGCAUCUGCAGAACUCCCUACGACGAUUCUCAGUUUUACAUCGGCUGUGACCGCUGUCAGAACUGGUACCACGGCAGAUGUGUGGGCAUCCUGCAGAGUGAGGCAACAUACAUAGAUGAGUACAUCUGUCCCCAGUGCCAGUCCACAGAGGAUGCCAUGACCGUCCUUACACCACUUACAGAGAAAGACUACGAGGGCUUACGCAGGAUCUUGCGCUCAUUACAGGCUCACAAAAUGGCCUGGCCCUUCCUGGACCCUGUGGACCCAGAAGACGCCCCUGAUUAUUACAGAGUAAUAAAGGAGCCAAUGGACCUGUCAACGAUGGAGGAGCGACUGUUAAACCAUCAUUACAGCAAGUUGACAGAGUAUGUUGCAGACAUGACCAAAAUCUUUGAUAACUGUCGAUACUACAACCCCAGCGACUCGUCCUUCUACCAAUGUGCUGAGGUGCUCGAGACCUUUUUCGUCCAGAAACUAAAAGCUUUCAAGGCUAGCAGAUUAUGAUGUCUUAAGGUCUUCAAAGGUGCUGCCUGGGUUACUCUUAACUAGCCAGUCGUGGAGCUUGGUUGUGUUUUUCUUUAAAACAAAGAAAAAAGCAGCAUGAAAAUUGUUUGGAUGGAAAUUCAGUUCAUCCUUUAAUCAAAUCUGUAGUUGUGUGUUUGAUCAUAAAGUGAUCAUCCUAAACAGCAGCCAAACAAUCUGGAAGAAAAAGCUACUUUCUUACUUUUAUAGUGAGAUGUAAUAGAUCCAACAUCAAGUUCGGUUGUCAAAGCUUUUAAUGUCUCUGUAUGGCAGAAGCUAUUGUGCUGAUUUUAUUUUUUGGAUAAGCUUUUGUUAUUUUAAAAAGUCACUCACAAGAGGUGUGAACCAAGCUUACUCAGUGUAAUUACUGUCUUUUUUCAGACAUUUGGGAAUGUUACAUUACCAAUUGUGUUUGUUUUGUAUGUCAGUUUGUACAUAUGUGCUAUUUUUAUACAUUUGAAUCCUUUUGUGAAGGAUCAUUACUGAACUGUAGUUUUGUUUGAUAGUGGAGUGUCAGAUUGCCUGUGUAGCUGAUCUGAUUUAUAUUCUCAUGAACUCAUCCUCACAUGAGUUACAGAAUAAUAACUGUCUACAAAUGAAAGGAUAAACUCACAACAGCAUGGCUGCUAUCUUUUUUCAAGUUUCUUAUUUUUUAUUAAAAACCUAUGAAAUGAUC